Messenger RNA from Sinocyclocheilus rhinocerous, 1476 nucleotides. Its product is annotated as transcriptional adapter 2-alpha-like. Gene Ontology annotation, cellular component: nucleus; SAGA-type complex. The record is from RefSeq and is a predicted model, not a curated record. The transcript is spliced from 11 exons. Gene Ontology annotation, molecular function: protein binding; transcription coactivator activity; chromatin binding. Bases 15 to 1049 code for a protein of 344 amino acids. Gene Ontology annotation, biological process: regulation of transcription by RNA polymerase II; chromatin remodeling. NCBI's taxonomy places the organism in Eukaryota, Metazoa, Chordata, Actinopteri, Cypriniformes, Cyprinidae.
ACGUGGCUUACCAGAUGCGCACCAAAACCAAAGAGGAGUGUGAAGGACACUACAUGAAGAACUUCAUCAACAAUCCUCUGUUCUCCUCCACUCUGCUCAAUCUCAGACAGAUGGAAGAUCAUCUGUCCCGGACAGCAGACACAGCCAUUCCCUUUAAGCCCACUGAUGAUCCUCCAAGGCCUUCAUUUGACUCUCAGCUGUCCAGAGAUAUGGCUGGAUACAUGCCGGCUCGAGCAGACUUCAUGGAGGAGUUUGAUAAUUAUGCUGAGUGGGAUUUGAAAGAUAUCGACUUUGUUGAUGAUGACUCUGAUAUUCUUCAUGCACUGAAGGUUGCAGUAGUUGACAUAUAUCACUCCAGACUUAAAGAGAGACAGCGGAGAAAAAAGAUCAUUCGAGACCAUGGCCUCAUCAACCUACGCAAGUUUCAGAUUCUGGAGAGGCGUUAUCCCAAGGAAGUACAGGACCUUUAUGAUGUCAUGAGGCGCUUUGCACGCGUGGUGGGACCCAUAGAGCACGACAAAUUCAUCGAGAGUCACACCUUGGAGUUCGAGCUGAGGAGGGAGAUCCGCAGACUGCAGGAGUACAGGAGAGAGGGAAUACAGUCCUUCUGCGGUGCUAAAGUGUACGAGAGAGUCAAACGCAUGCGAGAGGACGAGCGCAGGAAGAGGAACAUGCUGUGUGACAUCCUGCAGUACAUUCAUGACUCUCGUGCGUGCCAGCAGUGGCUCCACAAACAGGCUGCCAUUGAUGCUGGAAUCACCCCUGUGGUCACCACUAUCACUACCUCAGGCAGAAGAAGCGCACCUCCUCUCAACCUAACAGGACUGCCUGGCACCGAGAAACUCAAUGAGAGAGAAAAAGAGCUAUGUCAGGUGGUUCGUCUGGUGCCUGGGGCGUAUCUGGAGUACAAACAGGCCCUGCUGAACGAGUGCCGGCGGCAGGGGGGUCUACGGCUGGCUCAGGCCCGAUCGCUCAUCAAGAUAGAUGUCAACAAGACACGCAAAAUCUAUGAUUUCCUUAUCAAAGAGGGCUACAUCAAUAAGGCUUAGUGUUGAUUGAACUGCUGCAGGGACAUCUGAUAGAUGAAGAAUCAUACUCAUUGUGGAUCAUUCAUGUUCAGAAUGAGCAAUGAGAGAUGACAGAUUUUAAGUGUACCGGUUCAAUGUGUUUUUUUUAAAGUCAUUCAUUCCUUACAGAUCUGCACCUGUUUGUUUUUGAACGACUGACGGGGUGCUUCUUUAAAGCUGUGUUUAGGACUAUAUAAGUUGAUAGUUGUGUAUAAAGACUGCUGCUGGUUGGACCGAGGAGAAUCUGAUUACACGUCACUGUAAUAUUAAAAAAUCAUUUUCUUUUUUAUUUGUUCACAUGCCCUUAAAAUUGUCAAUUAAUUUUUGAAUUCUAGAAUUGUUAGAUGAAUAUCACAAGGUCUUUAAAGAACGUUUGAAUCACAAAAUCAAUAUAGAAAUAAGAAAUAUA